Messenger RNA from Portunus trituberculatus (swimming crab), 2013 nucleotides. RefSeq names its product insulin-like growth factor-binding protein complex acid labile subunit. NCBI's taxonomy places the organism in Eukaryota, Metazoa, Arthropoda, Malacostraca, Decapoda, Portunidae. The record is from RefSeq and is a predicted model, not a curated record. Gene Ontology annotation, molecular function: protein binding.
AUUUUGUGCUAGGGAAGAUUGAUUGUGGAAUUUAUACUUGUAUGGUCUGGAACAAGGACAAAAAUGGAAGAUAUUUUAUGUUGUUGAAGAGAGGCAGGCAAGACUUGGACAGACUGUAAUGUUGGAACUUAAUUGUAAAUAGUAUCUGUUUUCCAGUCAAUGUAAUAUUUAGUAAAUGAUCAAAGAUGCUGAUCAGCUUUUACUAUUACCAUACAUUGUUGUUACAUGGGGAAGAGAGGGAGAGAGAUUGAGUCGCUGGAAAAAAAGGAUUUGGUAUUGUAGGGAGAUAAGGUGAGCUGAAUAGUGGAAGAUAACAAAUUAGAUAACUCGAUGAAUAAUGACUAGAAUUAGAACAACAGAAAUGUAUUAAUGAUGAUUCUGGUGCAGCUAUAAGUGAGUAUAUGCAGUGUGACAGUUGGUUGUAGAGGAGUGAAUGGGGAAAUGAGAGGUGGUGGCAGCAGGGUGGUUAUCCAUCUUGAUAAGCAAUCAGUGUGCUAGUAAACUUUAUCUGAAGAGGAACUGCUGACUUCUUUGCCUCAUUCUUCUCCACGUCUCGUCAAAGCAAGGUCCACUGGUUUGCAGGACAUGAGUGGUGUGUGGCAAAGUUUGGUGGUAUUGGUGGUGGUGGUGGCUAUGGCGGGUCAGAGUGAAGGCUUCCCUAAAUGGCUAGCAUGGUUAGACACUAAGAUGGACUUGUGCAAGGAAGUGUGUGAGUGCCCAGAAGACUUAGUGCUGGCAGAGCGGCAAGGGAUUGACUGUGUGGAUCGCAACAUUACAUAUAUACAAGGUGGUAUUGACAUCCCCAAGGUGUACACAAAGGUGUCAUUCGCCCGUAACCACAUCAAGAGUAUUGCCGCAGACACCUUCAGUCCUUCCAGCUCCCUUGUCUCCCUGGACAUCUCUGAGAACGACCUUGAGAGUGUUCCGGGCAGACCCUUUGCUGAACUGUACAUCCUUUCUUCUCUCAACCUCAGGAGUAACCUCAUCUCAAGUGUGGAUCCAGAGGCAUUUGGUGGCCUUCAGAACCUCACCCAACUGGACAUCAGCUACAACAGAAUAACUAGCCUGCCUAAGGAGAUUUUUGAAGAGCUCACAAGCCUACAGGAACUGAAUAUUGGCUUCAAUCCCUUGGAAAAACUAGAUGAGGGUCUCCUGCAACACACACCAGACCUCAGAAGGUUGGACUUGAGUAAAUUGCAUCUCAAGUCAAUCCCAGCAAACUUCUUUGUGGCCAAUCUCACGAAACUGGAGACUGUGUCACUGGCUUACAACCAGCUGAAAGUGGUGCCCAGCAGGACUCUACAUGGUCUGAGCUCUUCCCUGCUGAACCUCGACCUCUCUGGCAACCUCUUCACAUCCCUGAGCGCCUACUCCUUUGGUGGCCUGAGCAACCUCCGUACCCUCACGCUGGAACAGAUGCUGCGGCUCACCAGGAUUGACGCGUAUGCCUUUGGAGACUUAAUGCGCCUUGAGAAAAUUGUAUUCCGCUACAUACCUUGGAUUGAAAAAGUUGACCGUAGAGCUUUCCACAAGACAGAAAAUGACGAGGAACCUUCAAUCAUACCAUUUGACUUCACUUUCUCCUACUCCUCCCUGCACACUCUGCCAGAAGACCUCUUGCCCUGGAACCAUCUCCAUUACGUCUCCCUUGAGUUCAAUCAUUGGCGCUGUGACUGUAACAUGCUCUGGGUAAAAAUGCUACCUUCUUCAGAGAACAGACUGGAGAUAAGAUGGUGUCACGAGCCAAGCCACCUCCGAGGUUACCGGCUGGUUCAUGUGAAGGACAAGGAUUUGACGUGUAAUGCUGCACCCGCAGCAACACAGGGUGCGUUUGGAUUCCUCGUGGUGGUGAUGAUUGCCGGGCUGAGUGCCAGCCUGGCCACCAUAUCCCUCCUGGUGUACUGGCAGCGUGGGUGGGUGUGUCGGCGGCCCCCCGGUGCCUACACCGCAGUGCGGCGCAGCGGCAGCACCAUCACCAUCACGGAGGAGAUGGAUACCACCUCUGAGGCUUGA